AUGUGCGAUUGGUCUUCUAUAGAGGAGGCUGAGGCGUUCUUGCUGAGCACCUGUCAUUUUUAUCCUGGGCUCUGUGGCAAUACUCAACCAGAAACCUGCGAUGGUCCAUGGCGGGCAUAUUCACAGCUGCAGGCGCUUCGCCGAUAUUUCUGUUUUGAGGAUGCGUCUUUUUUGCCUUCAAAAAUUGACAAGAGAGGACCGUUUCAUUUAUCACUGCAGCAGUUGCUAUCUGCCAGACUCUCGUUUUGCCGAGAUACGGCCAUGCGGGCCUUCACUCGAGUCGAGCACGUGGCUCCCGACAGCUCGGAUGAAGCUCCCACAACAGCAGGAGGUGGGAGUCAAAGUCUUUCGAAGCCCCUUCAGUUGCUAAAAGCUACCAUAGAACGUGUUCAUAACGAGCAGCAUAAAACAUUUGUGUGUGGAGUGUGGAACAAAAUAGAAGUGCCCGACAGUCUUGUAAAGGGCCCUUCCGCAAAAAGAGAGCUCUAUCGCAGCCCAUGGAGCGGACGCUAUCAAUUACCUCUUACUUUCCUUGAGGACCUCCGUUCUCGUGUGAGCGAGGAAACGCUUCGAUCUGAAAUAGAGGCCGAAGAUCGUAUACUAAGCCAGCAUAUCGAGCAGCUGCUACCGAAUGAUAGCACGGGAUCCUUUUCACGCACGUUGGAGCGUCAGCUCAACGAAAUUUUGCUAAAGUACAUGAAUGUCCAUGCACCGUUGCUUGAAUUCUGUGAAGUUCAUAUUUUAUCCGCCUCGUCGGUGGGCAAGCCUUUCGGCGUUGCCGCGACGGCAUUUGUGCGUGAGGUAGCGUCGGAAUACUUCCCUCACUCAGAGACUUGGGAUGUGGAGGCCUCCUUCACCUCGGUUCGUGCAGAUUUAGAAGUUGUGGUGGUGACCCUCAGCGAGCAGUUACCAACAUCGCCACCAGGUCAUGCAAUUCAACGCUUUGUAACAGGCCACGUCUUUCAUCUUAGCUGGGAUCCAUCGAGUGGCGAAGAUGUGGUUGCUAUUCGCCAUGAAUUCGGGGUUCUGAUAUGGCAACAGGCCCCUGCUGCUCCGCUGGCCACGGAUGCACAACCGACGGCAACGCUCCAGCUAUACCACCAGUGCACUUUUUUGGUCGAUACAAAGCCCGCGUCAACCUUCCGGCGGGCUCCCCACACGAGGGAAUCUGAGAAAUCGCGGGUUGAUACCGAUACGGUGUGGUGUUCGUCUGCCUUGAGUCCGUCUCUUGUAGCGCACUACCUUAUUGGACGAGUAAGAACGGUAGAAAACACUAUCAAGAACGUCGUUGUUGGACCUUGUAUCCGAUGCACAGUUCGUGAAAUCAGGGGUCAGACUUCUCCAUUGGAGCAUAAACUCGUGGAAGAAGCAUGUACAACACUUACAAAAGAGAAAACGGAUGACAGAGACCCUACGCCUAUUCAAUAG
This is a messenger RNA of Phytomonas sp. EM1, 1428 nucleotides long. The record is from the annotation of a GenBank genome assembly. NCBI's taxonomy places the organism in Eukaryota, Euglenozoa, Kinetoplastea, Trypanosomatida, Trypanosomatidae.